CGAUCCGCACACGAUGAUCGUGGCAGACGAUCGAGAGCACCGUGUCGUCUCUGGUGGCAGUUAGUUGGCAGCAGUUCACGAACGCGUGUGGAUGUGACGGUCUUGCUUCUGGUGACUUUCGUGACUGUCUAGACACUAUUGAUCACAUACUCACUCACCUGGGAACCUGGAGGAGUUGGUUGGUUGGUUGGUUGGUUGGUUGGUGGUGAUGAAGUGAAGGCCCCCCCGAUACGCAAAAGGUCUGAAAGAAGACGCAAAUAGUAAUAGUACGCACGAUUAGUGGUUGUGUGUGAUUGAGUGAAAGUUAAUUGCUUAAAUUGGGGGUGUUUUUUUUUUGUUGGUGUUGGUCUGUGUAUGGAACGAUCGUACUUGAGUGAUCUUGCGGCUUGCGGUGAUUGUGUGUCUAGCGGACUGUGUAUGUGGCACUAAGUUUGGUGCGUGGUAAGCUAUGUCCGGUGUACGAUCGUCAGGUUCGCCUAUGCUCAUACUGGAUAUUAGUGGGGCCGGUCCCACCGGCGGUCCUGCAACCAACUCGUCGGCGUACCCCAUGAAGAAGCCCACACACACUACGGUGGCUUCGGUGAAGCUGGAACAGGAACGGUACGGUGACGAUGGUGAUAAGCAAGAUCACCUGAAUGGGACGUAUCAGCAGCACCAGCAGCAGCAGCACCAGCUUCACGUUCGUCCCUUACCCGAGCUACACCCGAUCCACCAGGGACAGCAUCAUCGGGAGCCCGAAACGCAACCGGUGCAUCAGAAUCCCGACUUUGGCGUACUGAUGGGACAACCGACGGUGAGUGUAGCGCCGGCCACUUCCCAACCUGCGUACGUGUACCAGAGCAGUACAGGCGAGAUGAACCCAAGCGGUCGCAUUCCCUUCCCCGCACUACAAUGCUACGGUGUCCAGGGGGCGUUGGAUGCGCAACCACAGCCACCCAUACUGGAGUCCCUUCCAUCGAUCCUGGCCACGUACUCCUCAUCCUGCGAGAGUGCCAAGAAGCGCCGGAUGCUGGAUGCGGACUACGAUUACGAGUUCGAUCAAAGCUCGCUAAGCCCGGAUGGAUAUCAGCCCGAGAAACGAAUACGGUACGAUGGGAACUACGGCGGUUGGGCUUACACUCCGAUGACGCCAGCGGGCCAGGAGUACAGCCACACGGCUAAUGGCGCCAACGGACCGAUUUCGUACGGUGGUCCCGAACUGGUAAUGGCACGCGGUAAUGGCCCACUCCCGGUCGCAUCCAUGAACGGGCUGGAUGAUGAGUCAUCCUCCAACGGUUCCUGCCACAUAAAUCCCUGCCACUGUGCACCAUCUCCCGGGAAAACGAUGAUGUGUGCCGCGGACAACAAUGGAGCGGGGUAUGAAUCGUCCGGCGUCGUCUAUUACUAUCACCCGGUCCACGAUCAGGAGCAAAUGCCACCGAACUCGCAUCAACUGCCACCGAUCGAUUCAACACCAACGCACAGCCCCAUCGGAGCGGACAGUUCCCUGUCGGUGUGUUCCAGCUCACCCGUAAAGCUGGACGAAUCGAGCUGUUCCGUCGGCAAGUAUGGGCAGGAGCGUGUGCAACCAACAACGGUUGCGAUGCUGGAACCUUCCAGCGGGCAAUCGGGAUUAUCUCCCACCAGCACUACCGGGCCGGGUCAGCAGGGAAACGGUGCGAUUGAAGCGCCAACACAGAGCAAAAACGCCGCCACAUUCGGAGCGGGACGCAAAGCACGGUCCGCGCGGGUUCGGAAACGGGUGCUGAAGGAGUCGGUUAGCUUCCAGGAGGUGCAAAACCAGCGGGUGAUUGCAAACGUGCGCGAACGGCAACGGACGCAGAGCUUGAACGAGGCGUUUGCAUCGCUGCGCAAAAUCAUUCCGACCCUGCCGAGUGACAAGCUGAGCAAGAUACAGACGCUGCGACUAGCCUCAAGGUACAUCGACUUCCUGUACCGGGUGCUGUCCAACAACGAGAUGCCGGCGAUGCGCGAAGAGCACAAAAACAUGGCCGUUUCAGGUGGUAACCUACAGUUCAGCGGCAGCGGUAUACUGGCGCACGAGAAGCUAAGCUAUCUGUUCAGUGUUUGGCGCAUGGAAGGUGACUGGAGCAACGGGUCGUCCGGUGGGGAGGGGAUCGGUGAGGUGGGUGAAACCGCGAAUGCCGGGGGCAAGGAAUGACUAGGCGGACGGUUCCGGUUUCGAUGAAGCCGGAACAGACGCGGAGGUGACGAUUUUUUUUGGCGAAGGAGCGUGUGCCAUUUCAUAGCGGUAAGGAUAAACGUUAAACGUUUUGGGGUUUGGGGUUUCCCAAGCAAAAAAGGUUUCCCCACAGUUAGGUUGGCUUUCCACAAAGAAAAGUAUUAAACAUUAAACAUUAAGAAAGGAUGGAAGCUAGUUAAGGUUAUUGUAUAACAUUUUUCCAACAGCUGUAGGAGGCAGCACAAACGCAGUAUGUGCAUGUAACGCGUAACGGCUAGUUUCCAAAGAGCAUUAUGUACGUUUGGUCUUUUAUUUUCAUCACCCUUGUUUCCGGUUUUAUAAUACCAAAAAAUGAGGACAAAAGCAAAGUAGAACAAAUUACUUUGGUGAACAAAAAUCCAAAACUGUAUCAAAAUCCCGCGAAGUACGAACGCACACUACAUUUCCAUACGUUUAAGAGGCCCAGUUAAGGGAUUUAACAUUAAGCAAAAGCUUCUUUCACUGAGAAGCAAACGAAUUGUUUUAUUGCAAAGGAAAACAAAAAUCUAAAUUAUGCAACGGUAGUGUAAGGAUCCUGCGUUAGCAUACAAUACAGUCUCGUCGAUUGAGAUGUAUUAGUUAUGAUUGAUGCUUAAAGAGGAUGUGCUAAGUAAAGUUAGACCGAUCAGCCACCGUUUGCAUCGAAUUCAAACAGUGAAGCUGAGUCGUGGCCGUUAGCAGCUUAAGCUUGAAUAGGUUUCGAGUACGAGUUUCUUAAUCGUUCUGCUUAGCUAUCAAGUUUCGUUUACUUCUCUGUUCUCUACUCUGUACAGUUUAGUGGUAAGCCUUUCAUCUUUUUUAAAAUGUUCUACUUUCCAUUUAAGAGUUUUGUUUUUAAUUAUUUCCAUGUUAUGUUUUUUUUUAUUUUCUCUUUAAAUUGAGCUAAUAAGAGCAAAGAAGAUAAGUAAAUGAAAACAUAAAAAGUUUUUUUUUGAAAUAAAACCUAAAAUUCCACAAUAAAUGUUAAGUAAGCUUCCGAUCGAAGCAAAAAUAGUUGAUAAGAAUAACGACAAACAAGCAGGAAUACAAAAUUGUAUGGAAAGAAAAGGGAGAGAACAAUAAAAUAUAGGAUUGAAAAA
Messenger RNA from Anopheles stephensi (Asian malaria mosquito), 3300 nucleotides. RefSeq lists its product as uncharacterized. The transcript has 2 exons. Gene Ontology annotation, molecular function: RNA polymerase II transcription regulatory region sequence-specific DNA binding; protein dimerization activity; DNA-binding transcription factor activity, RNA polymerase II-specific. NCBI's taxonomy places the organism in Eukaryota, Metazoa, Arthropoda, Insecta, Diptera, Culicidae. The coding region runs from base 449 to 2161 and encodes 570 amino acids. Gene Ontology annotation, biological process: regulation of transcription by RNA polymerase II; developmental process. The record is from RefSeq and is a predicted model, not a curated record.